GGCAUCGGGCCCCCAGGCGGGGCGACAGGCAUCAGGCCCCCAGGCGGGGCAACAGGCAUCAGGCCCCCAGGUGGAGCGACAGGCAUCGGGCCCCCAGGCGGGGCGCCGGGCCCCCAGGCAGAGCGGCGGGCGCCGGGCCCUCAGGCGGAGCGGCGGGGCACCGGGCCCCCAGGAGGGGCGGCAGGCACCGGGCCCCCAGGAGGAGCGACGGGCGCCGGGCCCCCAGGCGGAGCGGCGGGCACUGGGUCAUCAGGGCACGACAACGGGCAUCGGGUCACCAGGCAUCAGGUCAUUUGGCUCGCCAGCGGGCACCGCAUCAUCUGGCAAGCAGUGGGCACCGAGUCACCGGGCACGACAGUGGGUUUCCGAGUCAACUGGCAUGACCACGGGCACUGGGUCAGACAUUGGAUCGUCUGGCUCGAGAGCGGGCAUCAGGUCACCAAGCAUCAGGCAUCAGGCUGGGUAGAAACAUCAUGCUGGGUAGAGGCAUCAGGCUGAAUGGAGGCAUCAGGCUGGGUAGAGGCAUCAGGCUGGGUAGAGACAUC
Staurois parvus is the source of this 545-nucleotide messenger RNA. Lineage: Eukaryota; Metazoa; Chordata; Amphibia; Anura; Ranidae. The record is from the annotation of a GenBank genome assembly.